AUGACAUCCCCAUCAGCAGCGCUUAUGCAAAGCAUCCGCUCAGGAACCACUCACUUUCACACCAUGAGUCCUAAAGACCGGGUCAAGCUCGUCGGAAUCAUGGGAUACUGUACACUCGCCUUUAGUGCGCCAUUUGCCGGAGCGGCAGAGAUGAGCAGACGUACACGCGACGACACGACCUAUGCAAAGAUACUCAUAGGNCGGCCUCUCAGCUACAGAGAUUGUCUUGCAUAUGGUUCUCGCCUCGAAGACUAUGCUGGUCUUGGUCGCAAAUCUUAA
Aureobasidium uvarum is the source of this 279-nucleotide messenger RNA. NCBI's taxonomy places the organism in Eukaryota, Fungi, Ascomycota, Dothideomycetes, Dothideales, Saccotheciaceae. The record is from the annotation of a GenBank genome assembly.